GUGCGUUUUGUUACGGCGCGCGUGCUCGCAUCCCAGCGUGUCCGCACUGCAGUUUUCAGACAGGUUUCGAGUUGAUAUUGUUUCGGUUUGCCUACCACAAAGUUCUGAGCCGUGAUGCUUGAGCCACUUUAGCUCGCGAACCAAGCGCUUUAUCAUGUUACCGAGGCGAUCGCUGCGAUGCUUACGCGCUUUCCACGCCGGAGCUACGGUUCCGGAGACGUUCGUCCGUGCCUCCCGAUUGCUGCAGCCCAGUGCGUCCACCAAGUCUGACGCAAAGCAGGCGCUUUGUAAAAGCCAGAAGCUCAUGCUGGAUCAUGGACUGAUAAGCUCGGCAGGACCCGGAACAUUCGCUUUGCUCCCUCUGGCCAUGAAAGCGCUGGAGAGCCUAGUCAAUCUGAUCGACUCCGAGCUGCAGCGAGUCGGCGGCCAGAAGACCUACUUCCCAUGCCUUGUGCCAAGCGCUCUUUUCAAGAAGACGGGUCGCUUGGACAAAUUGGGCCAAGAACUGUUUGUUCUGAAGGACAGGAAGGACCACGACUACUGCCUUGGACCUACUCACGAAGAAGCUGUAACACAACUCGUAGCAUCCUUGAAGACUUUGCCUCACACAUCACUGCCACUUAUGUUGUAUCAGAUAACUCCAAAAUUUCGUGACGAAGCACGGCCAAAGUUUGGACUACUUAGGGGUAGAGAAUUCAUCAUGAAGGAUAUGUAUUCAUUCGACAAAACCGUUGAAGAAGCUGCUAGUACUUAUAAUCUAGUGUGUGAUGCAUAUGUUAGGAUUCUGCAGCAACUUGAAGUUCCCUUUGUCAAAGUGAAGGCAUCCACAGGUGCCAUGGGUGGCAGUUACUCCCACGAGUUCCAUUUUCUUAAUGACAUCGGCGAGGAUCGCCUACACGUAUGCACACAGUGUCAGACAGGCCUUAGCAUUGAUGAAGUCAGCUCAGAUUUCCAAAACGGAAUGUGUGAGAAUUGCGGAGGGCGCCUUCAAGAAGCUAGAAGUAUUGAGGUGGCCCACGCCUUCUGCCUUGGAACCACAUAUUCUAAGCUGCUCAGUGCUACCACACAACAUGCUGACGGCAAGAACAGACCGUUUGAGAUGAACUGCUUUGGCAUCGGCGUCACACGCCUCUUGGCAGCGUGCCUCGAAAUGCUUGCUUCGGAGGACCGCAUGCAGUGGCCACUUUCUAUAGCGCCAUUCAGGGUUGCCAUCAUUACGCCCAAGCGAGGCAGCCAUGAAGCAGCAAGCUUGCCUUUGGCAGAACACCUAGCAAGGCAGCUCAGUUCACUCGACCAACUGCAAGGUGCAGUCAUUAUGGACGACAGGGACGACUGGACAAUCGGGAGGAGACUAAAGGACCUUGACACCCUGGGAACGCCUUACAUCAUUGUUGCUGGCAAGAAGACCAAGGAACCGGUGCCCCUGUUUGAGCUUUACGACACAUUACAAAGUUCGACAGCUGAAGUCACGCAUUCGGAGCUUCUGCACUUCUUCCAAUUCGGACCUCUGGCAGUAAAGAGAAUAUAUUGAACUUAAUUAAUUGGCUUA
Rhipicephalus sanguineus (brown dog tick) is the source of this 1549-nucleotide messenger RNA. It is a transcript of the gene ProRS-m, whose product is annotated as probable proline--tRNA ligase, mitochondrial. Gene Ontology annotation, biological process: prolyl-tRNA aminoacylation. Gene Ontology annotation, cellular component: cytoplasm; mitochondrion. NCBI's taxonomy places the organism in Eukaryota, Metazoa, Arthropoda, Arachnida, Ixodida, Ixodidae. The record is from RefSeq and is a predicted model, not a curated record. The transcript has 13 exons. Gene Ontology annotation, molecular function: ATP binding; proline-tRNA ligase activity. The coding region runs from base 155 to 1531 and encodes 458 amino acids.